AUGCUCUCGUUGCUGAGGCUCGGUUUCUCCUCCUCACGCCCGGUCUCGUCGCGCAUCGUUGGUCGACAUCUAUCCACCACCAAUGUCAUCCGCGACGCGACGGCUCCCAACGUCGGGAUCCUCCCACCCCCCAAGAAGCCUGUCGGUGCCUUCCGCGGCGGCGUUGUGGGAUUCUUGUUUGGCUUUUCUUUAGCGUCCUCACUAGCUGCAUACCACUUGUUGGAGGAGUACAAGAUGGCAUCGGCGGCGCUGCAGGCUAGUGUGGAGGAAUUACAAAUGAGCACUGCUAAGGUCUCUGCACACGUUAGACGGAUAGAAGCAGUUGAGAAAGACCUCAAAGCGCUGAGCGAGACAUCAGCUUCGAAAGAAGACGUCUCAAGAGUGCGAGCUGAAAUGAAGAAACUGUAUGAUGGGUUGCAUGUUGAAUUCCUCGAUUUACGGUCACAUGUAUGGGGCAUUCAGCAAGACGUCCAUGCACUGUCAAAGCGAGAGUCGACAUCGGUUCGUAUUGUAUAG
This is a messenger RNA of Fibroporia radiculosa, 516 nucleotides long. RefSeq lists its product as uncharacterized. NCBI's taxonomy places the organism in Eukaryota, Fungi, Basidiomycota, Agaricomycetes, Polyporales, Fibroporiaceae. Bases 1 to 516 code for a protein of 171 amino acids. The transcript is spliced from 5 exons. The record is from RefSeq and is a predicted model, not a curated record.